UUGGCGAGCGAAGCUGACGUGCUUGACUCUGCUCCAGCAGUCACGCUCGACUUUGUUCAAAAUGGCGAACCAGAAUAAAAACAGUCGGCCUGUGAUCGUCAAUGUUAUGUCUGCUUGUGGGUCUACAAUACCACUGCAAGUGACGGAAGCAGAGUCAAAUCUCAUCGAAAAUGAUGAGGAGCUGUUGCAGAAAAUCAUAAGAGAGCGUGGCCCUGGCAGUAAGCAGGAUGGCCCUUCAGGUUCUGAUGCUGGUGACAUGGACUCAGGAGCUCAGGCAGAUAAUGAUACACCUGUCAUCAAAGGAGAAGAUUGCCAAGUUUGGACUCCCCCCCGCGUGAGAACACUGAUAGCUUUGUACAAAGAGCAUGCUCACCGGUUCGUUUCAGCGCACCGGAAACGGGACGUGUGGCAGCUCAUCACAGAGGAGCUCAAUGCUGCCUGUGGAACAAAUUUUGGUGCUGAUGAAGGCGAUCGAAAAUGGAGGAACUUAAAGAGCAGGUACAUGAUUAUCUUGGAAACGCUGAAGGAAACAGGCUACGCAAGGAACAAAAUGUGGAUGUAUUUCAGCGAGGUGGAAGAUGCUAUAAAUAGCAAUCCAGAGGCACAGCCCACAGCUCGGUAUCAUCGCCUCAAGCCGAACGAGAGAGUGAGUGCGGCCUCCUCACCCAGCCCACCCUCGUCCCCCGAAGCGUCUUCCCCUAAACAUUCGGACGCCCCAGCGUGGUUUCUCGCGAUGUUUCACGAGUUUGAAGAACGCUCGGCUCGUCGCCACGAGGAGCACAUCCGGGUGCUGCGGAAGCAUCGGAAGACGGAGAAGAAGAGGAACAAGCUGCUCAAGCAAAUUGUGGAGAAGAUGACACCCUAUCUUGACGACCCCAAAAGCUGACCUUUCCUCUUUCUCAGGUGGUACUGCUGCUCCUCUCAGGGAUGUGGGGUUCUUUUCCCCCUUGUGAUAUGUAAGUUGCGGGUUCGAUUCCUGCACAGGGGAAGUCAUAUUUGAUUGAAUGCUUGAAUGAAUGCUUCCUAUCUUUGCCGAGAUACUGAAGCCAUCCAAGUCCUGUGUUGGUACUGAUAGACAGGCUUGAUGCAGCCUGCCUUCUAAAUGAUCUUAGUUUGUGCCAAUAGGGAUGUAAUACAUGGUCAAUUUUUACUUUCUCUCCCGUACACAAAUGCCCUCCUUUGAGGGUCAAAUUGCAGGGUAUUUUUUAAAAUGCAGAUCACAUACAUAGCCACUAAAACUGUCGCAAAUCAAUUAUUUUAGUGCCC
Molecule: messenger RNA, 1266 nt
Organism: Aplysia californica (California sea hare)
Lineage: Eukaryota; Metazoa; Mollusca; Gastropoda; Aplysiida; Aplysiidae
Exons: 4
Coding region: 62-886 (274 amino acids)
Source: RefSeq, a predicted model, not a curated record